CAUCAACAGAAUCCAUCCUGUCGCCUCUCCCCCGCAACCUCCUUUCCUGUCUUUCGCGUCACUUUUAGCGUGACUCUGGCCUGGUGUCCUCUCGACGUCUGGUCUUGGUUCCUUUUCCCCCGUUAAAGCCACACAAUUCAUUGUAGUCAUGGGUAUACCAAUGUUCCGCGAGCCCUCCUCGACUGAGGCCGCCAAAAACAAUUCCAUUAAAGACCCCUGUGCCGCUGCGCGCUCGGCAAUCCGUCGCCAGGCCACCAUCCGACGCCCUUCGCGUUACAGUAGUUCCUCCGCUUUACGCAGCGCAACUCUGCGCCCUCCCUUCCCCCGGCCGCUAGUGGAUGAGAUCGAACGCGAAACAAACGGGCUCCAGCGCCAUGUGCGCUCUCCCGUUCCGAACUCGGGCUCCGGCGAUGACCCGUUUGAUCUGACCAGUGGCCUCACGGAUUCCAGCGCACGCGAGGCCGGUCAGCGGCUGCUGAACGAUGUCCUCCGGCAUAGUCGUCCUGGCCAGCGGUUGAGAAUUCCACGUAAUCCGACCGUUCCCGAUCUGUACCGUCGCUCAUCCCCUGGCGACGAUGUGACAAGCCGACAGGACCAAGAGCCACCCUCGUAUACUCCGCGGUUCAACCCUGCAGUCGUACACCAUCGAACUAGUUCCCCUCAAUUGCGCCCGGAUGUCGUGCGUUUGUCGCCUUUUCCCCCGCCUUUUCCCCGACCCGAGAGCUUUGGCGGGGAUGUUGCAUCGAACAUUCCGUUGUUGCGCCGAGUCGGCCAGCGAUCCGUCAACGAGGCAAACCGGGCAAACCGCGAGUCGGCCGUUGAUGGCCUUGGAGAUCGUCAAAGGAGCAUGAGCCCUGAUGAUGACCAUGCCAAUGAUGCAUGGGAGACGCUCUUGACGACCAUCACCCCUGAUACCACCCUUCCUAGCGCGAGUUCUUCUUUCACUUCGGCAUCUGCUGCCGGAACGAACGCUUCAAGAAACGGUACCUCUAGGAGCUCGAUGACCUCUUUCGGCACCCUUCCAAGCUCUUUGGACUCGAACCCGGGAACCGUGCAGAUGGUCCUUGACCCCUAUCCAGAAUUUCUCAACCCGUGUGAUUACUCCAGUUCCACCGAUUCAGAGCUGGAGUCCGACGAGGAGAUCAAUCAGAAUUCCCUGUUCCGACGCUAUCGCCGCCGAAUGCGCCAGAUCGAUUUGCUGAGACGAUCGCACAACAUUCAGCAGCAGUCCACUAUGGGCAACAAUCCUCCUAUUCCUACAAUCUCUCUCGCCAUUCCCGACUCCUCCCCCGACCCCGAUCUUCAGCAGAUGCAGGCCAUCCUGGAUCGACUCGCUCGGAGAGAGGAUAUCCCCGACGACUGGUGGGCAGCGGCCGGGCUGUCUCGGACCCUCGGUCACAGGGCUGGUUCCAACGACGAGUCCACCAACCCCGCCGACAGUACAGACGGACCAUUGAGACAAUCGUAAAAGAAAUCUUCGCAUAAUUUAUGAUUCUGUGUUAAAUAUUUAGCUUUUUGACCAUCCUUUUGCUUUCUUUCCCCUCCGAUCUCGGGAUGCGGGGGGAAAUGCCGGGGUUGAAUGGGGACAUGCUGGGAAGGAUAUUACAUUUCGGCGUUGCUGGUUUCGUUUUAAGCGGUGACUUACAAUUUACAGCAGAGAGUGAGAGAGCACUCGGCAAUGAAGAGGGGUUAUUCAUACUGAUCAAAUUCCCUGUAUUCAUAUUUGUGAGAUUUGUGACAAAUCAACUGUCAAUAUUUGCUGGGGUUUGCAAGGAACUUGUCAAUGGGCAAGACCGCCAAACCUUUGAUAUUGAAUAAUCUGUUGGGGUCUCUGAUAUCUAGAUAGUAUAAAACAGUUAU
Molecule: messenger RNA, 1860 nt
Organism: Aspergillus steynii IBT 23096
Lineage: Eukaryota; Fungi; Ascomycota; Eurotiomycetes; Eurotiales; Aspergillaceae
Exons: 2
Coding region: 149-1468 (439 amino acids)
Source: RefSeq, a predicted model, not a curated record